Molecule: messenger RNA, 11040 nt
Organism: Knipowitschia caucasica
Lineage: Eukaryota; Metazoa; Chordata; Actinopteri; Gobiiformes; Gobiidae
Source: the annotation of a GenBank genome assembly
AUGAGAGUGGGGGUUGGGAGUAUUUGUGUUUGUGUUGGUGGUGUGGGGGUGGUUUGUGUUGUGGUGGGGGGGGUUGUUGGUGGGGUUGUGUGUUUAGUGGGGUUUUUUGGAGGGUGUGGUGGGGUGUUGGGGGGGUGGGUUGUUGAGUGUGGGUGUGGUUUUUGUGGGUUGGGUUGGGGUGGGUUUUUGUGUGUUGUGGGGGGGGGGGGGGGUGGGGGGGGGUGGGGGUUAAGUUUAUAUGUAGUGGUGUUGUUGGUGGUUUGGUUGUUAUGGGGUGGUAAUGUUUUGUGGGGUAUUUGGGUGGUUGAUGUGGUGGGGUGGGGUGGGGGGGUGUGGGUGGGGGGUGGGGGGUGGGGGUUGGGUGGGUGGGUUUUUGUGGUUGGGGGUGGGUGGUGGGUGGGUGGGUGUGUGGGGUGGGGGGUGGGUGUGGUGGGGGGGGGUUGUUGGUGUUGUUGUGGUGGUAUGUUGGGUGGUGGUGUGGUUGGUGGUUUUGAGUUGGGGGUGUUUGUGUGGUAUGUUUGUAUUUUGGGGAGGUUUUGUUGUUGGGUGGGGUGUAGUGGAAGGGAUAUAAAUGGAUGGUGUGUAGAUGUUGAUGGAUGUGGUGGUUAUAAGAUGAGGGUUGUUGAUGGGGAAGGGGGGUUGGGUGGGUUUGGGGGUGGGGGUGGUGUGGUUGUGUUUUUGGUGGGGUGUGUGGUGUUUAGGAGAGAUGGGUGGGUGUUGGGAGGGUUGUUGGGGUUGGGGAGUUGGUUAUGGUUGUGUUUUUUGGGAGGGUGGUGUGGUUUGAUGGGUUGUGGGGGGUGUGGUUGGUGUGGUGGGGUUUGGGGGUGUUGGUGGGGGUGUUGGGGGGGGUGUGGGGGUAGGGUUUGGGGGGGUGGUGUUUUGUGGGUGGGGUUGGGUUGGAUUAUGGGGGUAGGGGUGGGUGGUGGUGUGGGUUGUUUGGGGUGGGGUUGUGUUGGGGGGUUGGGUAGGUUGGGGGGGUGUGGGGGGGGGGGUGGGGGGGGGUGGGGUUUGUGGGGGGUGGGGGGGGGGGGUGUUGUGGGGGUGUGGGGGGGGGGUGUGGUGGGGGGGGGUUGGGUUUGGGGUGUUGGGGUGGGGUUUGGUGGGGUGGGGGUGGGGGGUGGUGGUGGGGGGGGUUGGUUUGUGGUGGUUGGGGUGUUGGGGGGGGGGGGGGGGGGGGGGGGGGGGUGGGGGUGGGGUGGGGGGUGGGGGGGGGGGGGGUUGUUAGGGUUGGUGGGGUGGUGGUGGUGGUGUUGGUUGGUUGUUGUAGUUGGUUGUGUUGGUUUUGUUGGUUGGUUGGGUGGGUUGUGUGUUGUGUUGUGUUUGUGUUGUUGGUGGGUUGUGGGGUGUGUGGUUGGGUGGUUGUGUUGGGUUGGUGGGGGGUGGGUGUUUGGGGUGGGGGGGUUUUUGGGGGGGGGGGUGUGGUUGUGUUUGGUGUGUUGGGGGGGGGGUGUGGGUUGGGGGGGGGUGGGGUGGGGGGGGGGGGGGGGGUUGGGUUUGGGUGUUGGGGGGGUGUGUGUGGGUUGGGGGGUUUGUUGUGGGGUUUGUUUGGUUGUGUUGUGGUGGGGGGGGGGGUUUUGUUGGUUUUUUGUGGGUGGGGGGGUUGGGGAGGGGUGUUGGGGGUUGGGGUUGGUGUGGGUGUGGGUGGGGGGGGUGGUGGGGGUGGGUGGUGGGGGGGGGGGAGGUGUGGUGUUUGUUUGUGGGGGUGGUGGUUGGUUUGGGUUUUGGGGGUGUUUUUUGGGGGGGUGGGGGGUGGGGGUGUUUGGUGGGUGUUGUUGUGUGGUUGGUUGGUGGUGGGGUGGUGGGGGUUUUUGUUGGUUUGUGGUGGGGUUUGGGGGGGUGGUGGGGGGUGGUGUGUGGUUGUGGGGUGGUUUUGGUGGGUGGGGGGUUGGUUGGUGGUGGGUGUGGGUUGGGGUGUGUGGGGUGGUUGUUGGGUUUGGUGGUGGGGGGGGGGGGUGUGUGGGGGUGGGGUGGGUUGGGGGGUUGGGGGGGUGGUGUGUGGGGGGGGUGUGGGGUUGGGUGUUGGGUUGUGUGGGGGUGGUGGUGUGGUGUUUGUGGUGGGUGUUUGGGGUUUGUGGUGGUUGGUGGGGUGUGGGGGUGUGGGGGUGUUUGUUUUGUUGUGGUGUGGGUGUUUUUGUGGGGGGGGGGGGGGGGUGGUGUUGUGGGUGUUGGGGGGGGUUUGGGUGGGGGGGGUGUGGGUGGGGGUGGUUGGGGGUUGGGGUUGGGGGGGGGGGGGGUUGUGGUGGGGUGUUGUGUUGGUGUGAGGGGUGUGGGGGUGGUGUGGUGGUGUUGUUGGGGGGGGGGGGGGUUGGGGGGUGUGGUGUGGGGGGGGUGGGUGGGUGGGUUUGGUGGUUUUGGGUGUUUGGGUUGUGGGGUGGGGGGGGGGGUUUGGGGGGUGGGGGGGGGGUGGGGGGGGGGGGGGUUGUUGGUGGUUGGUGUGGGGUGGGGUGUGGGUGGUGUGUUUGGUGGUUUGUUUGUUGGGGUGUGUUGUUUUUUGUGGUGGGGGGUUGGUUGGUUUGGGGGGGUGUUGGUUGGGGUGUUGGGGGGGGUGGUGUGGUGGGUGGGUGUGGGGUGUGGGGGUGGGGUGGUGGGGUGGGGGGGGGUGGGGGGGAUGUGGGGUGGAAGAGGGUUUUAGGGGUUGUUGGGGGUGGGGGUAUGAUGGGGUUUAUAGGGGGGUUUGGGGUGGGGGGUUUUGGUUGGGGUGGUAGGGUUGUGUGGGUGUGUGUGGGAGGUGUUGUGUUAUGUGUUAUUGGGGUUGGUGGGGUGGGGUGUUGGGGAUGUUGUGUUUUGUGGUGGUUUUGUGUGUGUGAGUAUGGUGUUGGUGGGGUUUUUGUGGGGUUUGUUGGAUGUUGUUGUUUUGGUAUGUUUGUUGUGUGGGGGGUGUAUGGUUGGGUAGGUUUGGGGUGUGGGGGUUGGUGUGGGGUGGUGGGGUGGGGUGUUGUGUUGGGUGUGGGGUUGGGGUGGGUGGGGGGGGGGGGGGGGGGGGGGGGGGUUUGUGUGGAUGUGGGGGGGGGGGUGGGUGUUGGGGGUGGGGGGGUUGUGUUUGGGUGUUGGUGGGGGUUGUGGGGGUGGGUUUUGGAUGUUUUGGUUGAUUGUGUGUUUUGGUGGGGAUGGGGAAUUGGUGGUUGGGGUUUUGGGGGGUGGUGUUGGUUUUGUGGUUGGAUUGGGUGGGGUGGGGGUGGGUGGGUGGUGGGUUUGGGUGAGUGUUGGUUUUGGGUUUGGGGUUGGGUUGUUGGGUGGGUGGAUGUUUAUGGUUUGGUGUUGUUUUGGGGGUGGGGUUGGGUGGGUGGGGGUGGGGGGUGUUGGUGGGGUGGGUUUGUUUUGGUGGGUGGGUGUGUGGUUGGUGGUGUGGGGGGGGGGGGGGGGGGUGGGGUGGGGGGGGGUGGGGGGGGUUUGGGGGGUGGUGGGGGUGGUGUUUGGGUUUUUUGGUGGUGUUUGUUGGUGUUGUGGUUGGGUGGGGGGGGGGUGGGGGGGGGGGUGGGGGGGUGGGGUGGGUGGGGUGGGGGGGGUGUUGUGGGGUGGUGUGGGGGUUGUUGGGUGGGUUUUUGUGGUUGGGGUGGUUGGGGGGGGGUGGGGUGGGUUUUUGUGGUGGGGUUGUGGGGGUGUUUGGUGUUGGUUGUGUGUGGUGUGGGGGGUGGUGUGGGGUUGUUUGUGUGUGUGGGUGUGUGUGUUUGGUGUGGGUGGGGGUGGUGGGGGGGGUUUGGGGGGUGGUUGGGGUGUGGGUUGGGUGUGGGGGUGGGUUUUGGUGUGUUGUGGUGGGUGGUUUUUUGGUGGGUUUGGUUGGUGUGUGUGGUGGUGGUGGGGGGGGUGGGGGGGGGGUUGUGUUUGGGGGUUGGGGUGGUGGGGGUGUGGGUUUGGUUGUGGGGGUGGGGGGUGGGGGGGGGUGGGUGUUUGGGGGGUUGUGGGGGUGGGGUGUUGGGGGUUGGGGGGUUGGGGGGUUGGGUGUUGGGGGGUGGGGGUUGUGGGGUUGGGGGGUGGGGGUUGGGGUUGGGGGUUGGGGGGGGGGGUGGUGGGGGGUUGGGGGGUUGGGGGUUGGGGUUGGGGGGUUGGGGGUGGGGUUGGGGGUUGGGGGUUGGGGGGUUGGGUGGGUUGGGGGGUGGGGGUUGGGGGGUUGGGGGUUUUUGGGGGGGUUGGGGGGGUGGGGGGUUGGGGGGUUGGGGGUUGGGGGGUUUGGGGGGGUUGGGGGGUUGGGGGGUUGGGGGGUGGGGGUGUGUGUGGUGGUGUGUGGGUUUUGGUUGUGUGUGUGGUUUGUUUGGUUGGGUUGUGUUGUGUGGUGUGGUGGUUGGGUGUGGGUGUGGGGUGGGGGGUUUGUUGGGUUGUGGUGUGUGUUUUGGGGGUUGUUUUGUGUGUGGGGUGGUGGGUGUGGGUUGGGGUGGGGGGGGGGGGGGUUGUGGGGGUGGUGUGGUGUUGGGUGGGGUGGGGGGGUUUUGGUGGGGGGGUGGUUGGUGUGGGUGGGGGGGUGGGUGUUGGGUUGGUGUUUGUGUGGUGGGGUUUGGUGGUGGGUUUUGGUGUGGGGUUUGGUGGUGGUUUGGUGGUGGGGUUGGAGUGGGUUUGGUGGUGGGGUUUGGUUGGGGGUGGGUUUGGUGUGGGGUUGGUGUGGUUGGUGGUUGGGUUUGGUGGUGGGGUUUGGGUGGGUGGGGUUUGGUGUGGGGUUGGUUGGUGGGUGGUGGUGGGGUUUGGUUUGUGGGGUAUUUUGUUGGUGUUGGGGUGGGUGGGGUUUGUUGGGGGGGGUGGGGUUUGUGGGGUGGGGGUUGGUUGGUUGUGUGGGUGGGGUUUGGUGGGUGGGGGGGGGGGGUUGGGGGUGGGGGGGGGGGGGGUGUGUGGGGGGUGUGUUGGGUUGGGGGUGGGGGGUGGGUGGGUGGUGGUGUUUUUUGGUGGUUUUGUGUGGGGGUUGGAGGGGGGGUGUGGUGUUGUGUUGGUGGUUGGGUGUGGUGUGUGGGGUGGUGGGGUGGUGGGUGGUGGUGGGGGGUGGGUGUGUGGGGGGUUUGGUGUGAGUGUUGUGGGUUUGUGUUGUUUGUGUUUGUUAUGUUUUUUGGGGUUUUUGGGGGGUGUUUGGGGGGUGGGUGGGGUUGGUGGUUGUUGGGUUGGGGGGGGGUGGGUUUGGGUGUUGGUUUUGGGGUUGGUGGGGUGUUGGUGGGGGGGUUGGUGGGGGGUGUGUGGGGGGGGGUUUGGUGGUGUGGUGGGGUGUGGGGUGGGGGGUGUGGUUUGUUGGGGGGGUGUUUGGGGUGGGGGGGGGUUUGGGGGGGGGUUGGGGUGGUGUUGGGGGGUGUGUGGUGUGGUGUGGGGUGGGGGGGGGGGGUGUUUGGGUGGGGGGGGUGGGGGGGUGGGUGGGGGUUGGGUGGGGGGGGGGGGUGGGGUGGUGGGGGGGUGUGGGGGUUGGGGGGGUUGUGGGUGGGGUGGGUUGUGGUGGGGGUGGUGGUGGUGGUGUGGGGGUGGGGGGUUUGGGGUGUGUGUGGUUGGUUUUGGGUGUGGGGUGGGGGUGUGGGUGGUUUGUGUUUGGGGUGGGGGGGGGGGGUUGGUUGGUUGUUGGGGUGGUUUUGGGGGUUGGGUGGUGUUUGGGUUUUUGGUGUGGUGUUGUUUGGGGGGGGUGGGGGGUGGGGGGUUGUUGGGUGGGGUGGUUUUUUGGGUGUUGGGUGGUUGUGUGGUGUUGUGGGUGGGGUGGGGGUGGGGGGGGGGGGGUGGGGUGGUGGUGGGGUGUGGGUGGGGGGGUGGGGUGGGGGGGGGGGGGGGGGGUGGGGGGUGGGGGGGGGUGGGGGGGUGGUUGGGGGGGGGUGUGUUUUGGGUUGGUUGUUGGGGUGUAUUGAAUGUUGGAUUGGGUUGGGGGGGUUGGGGGGUUGGGGGGUGGGGGUGGGUGGGGGUGUUGGGGGGGUGGGUGUUGGGGGGUUUUUGUGGGGGGGUGUGGGUGGGGGGGGUUGGGGGUGGGGGUGGGGGUUGUUGUGGUUUGGGGUGGGGGGGGGGGGGUUGGGGGGUGGGGGGGGGGUUUGGUGGGGGGGUGGUUGGGUGUUGGUGGGGGGGGGGGGGGGUGGUGUGUGGGUGUUGGGGUUUUUUUUUAGGGUGGGUGUGUUGGUGGGGUUUGGGGUUGUGUUGUUUGGGUUUGGGUGUGGUGGGGGUUGGUGUGGUGUGGGGGGGUGGGUGGGGGUGGGGUUGGGUUUGGGUGGGGUGGGGUGGGUUGGGGGGGGGGGGGGUGGUGGUUGGUGUUGGUGGUUGUGGGGGGGGUGUUUAAUGGGGGGUGGUGGGGGUUGGUGGGGGGGGGGGUUGGUGGGUGGGUGUGGUUGUUGGUUGGGGUUGGGGGGUUGGUUUGGGUGUGGGGGUUUGGGGUGGUUUUUGUUUGUGGGGGGGUGGGUGGUGUGGGGUGUGUUGUGGUGUGGUUGUGUGGUUGUGUUGGGGGGGGGGGGUUUGUGGGGGGGUGGGGUGGGUGUUGUUGGGUGGGGGUGGUGGGUGUGGUUUGGGGGGGGUGUGGGGGGUGGGGGGGUGUGUGUGUGGAGUGGGGGGUGGGGGGGGGGUGGGGGGGGGGUUGGUGGGGGGUGGUGUGGGUGUGGGUUUGGGGGGGGGGGGGUGGUGGUUUGGGGUGGGUGGGUUUUUUUUUGUUGGGUGGUGGUGUGGUGGGGGGUGGGGGGGUGGGUGGUUGGGGUGUGUGUGGUGGUGUGUUGGGGUUUUGGGGGGGGGGGGUGGGGUGGGGUUGGGGGUGGGGGUUGGGGGGUGGGGGGGGGGGGUUUGUUGGUUGUUGGGUGUGUUGGGUGGGGGGGUGUGGUGGGUGUUUGGGUUGUUGGGGUUUUUGGUGGGUGGGGGGGGGUGUGGUUUUGUGUUUUUGGGUGUGGUUUUUUGUUGUGUGGGGUGGGUGUGGGUGGUUGGGGUGGUGUGGUGGUUGUGUGGUGUGUGUUGGGGGGGGGGGGGGGGGUUUGUGGGGGGGGUGGGGUGGGUUUGUUGGGGUGGGGGGGGUGGUGUGGGGUGGUUGGGGGGGGGUGGGGGGUGGGGGGGGUUGGGGUUUGGGGGGGUGUGUUGUGGUGGGUGUGUGUUUUGGGGGUUGGGUGGUGGGUGUGUGUUGGGGGUGGGUUUGGUGUGUGGGUGGGUGGGGGGGGUGGUGGGGGGGUGUGUGGGUGGUGGGGGGGUGGGGUGGUGGGGGGGUGUGGGGUGGUGUGUGUUUGUGGGGGUUGGUGGGGGUGUGUGGGGGGGGGUUGGUGGGGGGGGGGGGGUGUUUUUGUGGGGUGGGGGGGGGGGGGGGGGGGGGGGGGGUUGGUGGGGGUGGUUGUGGGUGUGGGGUUUUUGGGGGGGGGGUGGGUUGGGGGGGGGGGGUGGGUGGGGGGGGGGUUGGGGGGUGGGGGUGGUUGGGGUGGGGUUGGUGUGGGUGGGGUGGGGGGGGGUGGGUGGGAGUGGUGUGGUGUGUGGGUGGUUGAUUAUUUUUUUGGUGGGGGGUGGUUUUUGGGUGUGGGGGGGUGGGGGUGGGGGGGUGUGGGGUUUGUGUUGGGGGGGGGGUGUGGUGAUGUGUGGUUUGGUGGUGGGGGGGGUUGGUGGGGGGGGGGGGGGGGGGGUGGGGGGGGUGGGGGUGUUUGGGGUGUGGGUGGGUGUGGGGGGGGGGUGGGGGGGGGGUGGGUGGUGUGUGUGUGGUUAGGGUGGUUUGUGGGGUUGGGGGGGGGUGGGGUGGGUUGUUGUGUUGUUGGGGGGGGGGGAGGGGGGGGGGGGGGGGGGGUUGGUGGGGUUGGGGUUGGGUUGGAGGUGGGGUUGGGGGUUUGGGUUGUUUGUGUGGUUGGGGGGGGUGUUGUGUUGGUGUUUUUGUGUGUUGUGGGGGGGGUUUUUGUGGGGUUGUUUGGUUGGUGGUGUGGAUUGGGGUGUGUUGGGUGUGGUUGGGGGUGUGGGUUGGGGUUUGGUGGGGGUUGGUGGGGGUGGGGUGGGGGGGGUGGGUGGGGUUUUGUGGUUGUUUUUUUUUUGGGGGGUGUGGGUGGUUGUGUUUUGGUGGGGUGGGUUUUUUUUGUGGGGGGUGGUGGGGGGGGGGGGGUUGAGGGUGGGGGGGGGGGGGGGGGGGGGUGGGGUGUGGGGUGGUGGGUGGGGUUGGGGUGGGGGGGGGUGGUGGGAGGUGGGGGGGGUGGGGGGGGGGGGGGUGGGUGUUGGUGGGGGGGGGGGUGGGUGGGUGUGGUGGGGGGGGGGUGGUGGGGGGGGUGGGGGGUGUUGUGGUUGGUGGUGGUGUGUGGUUUUGUUGUUGGUGGUGUUGUUGGUGGUUGGUUGUGGUUGGGUGUUGUUGUUGUUGGGGUGGUGUUGUGGUUUGGUGUGGUGUUGUUGUGUUUUUUUGUGGUUGGAGUGGUGAUGUUGGGGGUGUGUUGUGGAUGGUUGUUUUUUGUGGUUGUGGUGUUGUUGUUGGUUUGGGGUUUUUUGUUGUUGUGUGGUGUUUGUUGUUGGUGUUGUGGUUGGUUGGUGUUGUGGUUGGGGGGUUUUUUUUUGUUGGGUGUUGUUGUGGUGGGGGGUUUGUUUUGGGUUGGGGGGGGGGGGUGGAUAGGGGGUGGGGGGGUGUGUGUGGGGGUUUUUUGUUGGGGGGGUUGGGGGUGUGGUGUGGGGGGGGUGGGUUGGGUGGUGGGGGGUUGGGGUGUGGGGGUUUGGUGGUGUGGUUGUGUGUUUGGUUGUGUGGUGGUGUGUUGUUGGUUUGUGGUGUUGGUGGGUGUGGUGUGGUGGUGGUUGUGUGGGUGGGUGGUGUGGGUUGGUGGGGGGGGUUGGGGGGGGUUGGGUGGGGUGUGUGUUGGGGUGUGUGUGGUGUGUGUUGGUGUGUGUGUGGUGGUGUUGGUGUUGUGGUUUGUGUUGAGUGUGUGGUUUGUGUGUGGUGGUGUGUGGGGUGUGUGUGUGUGUGUGUUGGUUGUGUUGUGUGUGUGGGGUGGGGUGUGGUGUGUGUGUGUGUGUGGUGUGGUGUGUGUGUGUGUUGGUGUUUUGUGUGUGUGGUGUGGUGUGGUGUUGUGUGUGUGUUGGUUUUGGUGUUGUGUUGUGGUUUGUGUGUGGUUGUGUGUGUGUGUGUGGUUUGUGGUGUGUGUGGGUGUGUGGUGGUGUGUGGUGGUGAGUUGUGGGGUGUGUUUGGUGUUGUGUGUGUGUUGUGUGUGUGGUGUGUGUGGUGUGUGUGGUGUGUGUGGUUUUGUGGUGAUGGGUGUGUGUGGGGUGGGGGGGGGGUGGGGGGGUUGUGGGGGGGGUUUGGGUGGGGGGUUGGGAUUGGGGUUUUGGGUUGUGGUUGGGUGGUGGGGUGUGGGGGGGGGGUGUGGGUGGGUGGGUGGUGGUUGGGGGUGGGUGGGGGUGGGUGGGGGGUUGGGGUGUUGGUGGGUGGUUGGGGGGGGGGGGGGGGUGGUGGUGGGGGGUGGGUGGGUUGGGUGGGGGGUUGGUGGUGGGUGGGGGGUUGUGGGGGGUUGUUGGGUGGGGGGGGUGUGGGGGGGGGUUGGGGGGGGAGGGUUUGUGGGGGGGGGUUGUGGGGGGGGGUGUGUGGGUUGGGGGGGGGGGGUGUGGUUGUGUGUGUGUGGUGUGUGUGGUGUGUGUGUUUGUUGUGUGUGUUGUUGUUUGUGUGUGUGUGUGUUGGUGUGUGUGGUGUGUUUUGGUGUGGGGGGGGUUGGGUUUGGGGUGUUGGUGGGGUUGGUGGGUGGGGGUGGGGGGGGGUGGUGGUGGGGGGGGUGGGGUGGUGGGUGUUGGUGUGUGGGGGGGGGUGUGGGGGGGGGGGGGGGGUGUGGGUGGGGUGGGGGGGGGGGGGGGUGGUGGGGGGGGUUAGGUGUUGGGUUUGGUUGGGGUGUGGGUGGGGGGUGUGUUGGUUGUUGUUUGUUGUUGGGUUGGUUUGUUUGGUUGGUGGGGGGUGGGGUUUGGUGUUUGUGUUUGGUGUUGUUGUGGUUGUUGUGGGUGUGGGUGGGUGUUGGGGGUUGGGGGGGGGGUGUUGGGGGUGUGUUUGGGGGUGGUUUGUGGGGGUUUUUGUUGGGGUGUGGGUUGGGUGUGUUGUGUAGGGGUGGUGGGGGUGGGGGGGUGUUUGGGGGGUGGGGUUGUGUUUGGGGGGGUGUGGUUGUUGUUUGGUUGUUGGGGGGGUGUGGGUUGGGGGGGGGGGGUGGUUGGGGGUGGGGGGGGUGUGGGGGUUGGUGUGUUUGGGGGGUGUGUGUGGUUGGGUGGGUUGUGGGUGGGUUUGUGUUGGUUGUGGUGGGAAUUGUAGAUAGUGGUGUGGGGGUGUUGGGUGGGGUGGGGGUGGGUGUGGGGGGGGGGGGGUGGGGGGGGUUUUGGGGGUGGUUUUUGGGGGGUGUGGUGGGGGGGUGGUUGGGUUUUUUUGGUGGGUGUUGUUUAUUAGUUUGUUUUGUGUGUUGGUGUGUGUUGGGUUUUUAUUGGUUUGUGGUGGGGGUUUGGGGGGGUGGGGGGUGGGGGUGUGUGUGUGGGGUUGUGGGGUGGAUUGGGUUGGGGGGGUGGGGGGUUUGGUGGUUGGAGGGGGGGGUGGGUUGUUGUGGGGGGUUGUGUGGUUUGUGGUUGGGGUGUUUUGGGGGGGUUUGUGAGGGGUGUGGUGUUGGGUGUGGUGGGGUGGGGUGUGUGGGGGGGGUGUGGUGGUGGGUGUGGGUUGUGGGGGGUGGGGUUGUGUGUGUAGUUGUGGUGUGGUGGGUUGGGGGGGGGGGUUUGGGGGGGUGGUUGGUUGUUGUGGGGGGGUGUUUUGUUUGUUGUGGAGUUGGGGUUUUUUGUGGGGGGGGGGGUGGGUGGUGUUUGGUGUUGGGGGGGGUGUGGGUGGGGUUGGUGUGGUGGGUGGGGUUGGGGGGGGGUUUGGGGUGGGGGGGGGUGUGGUGGGGUUGUUUGGUUGGUGGUGGUGGGUGUGGGGGGUGUGUGUUGGUGGUGGUGGUGGGGGGGGGGGGGGGUUGGGGGGGGUUGUGGUGGGGGUGGGGUGGGGGGGUGUGUGUGUGGUGGGUGUUGGUUGGUUAUUGGUUUUUUGGUUGUUGUGUUGUGGGUGGUGGGGAGUGUGUGUUGGGGGGGGGUGGGGGGGGGGUGGUGUUGUGGUUUGGUGGGGGGGGGGGGGUGUGGGGGGUGGUUGUUUGGUGUUUGUUUUGGUUGGGUGUGUGUUGUUGA